Molecule: messenger RNA, 321 nt
Organism: Elephantulus edwardii (Cape elephant shrew)
Lineage: Eukaryota; Metazoa; Chordata; Mammalia; Macroscelidea; Macroscelididae
Exons: 1
Coding region: 1-321 (106 amino acids)
Biological process (GO): negative regulation of Notch signaling pathway; endothelial cell activation involved in immune response
Cellular component (GO): cytosol; nucleus
Molecular function (GO): Notch binding
Source: RefSeq, a predicted model, not a curated record
AUGAAAGCAAAGCGAAGUCACCAAGACAACACCAUGUCCACUUCGCUCAGAGUCAGCCCAUCCAUCCACGGCUACCACUUCGACACAGCAGCUCGCAAGAAAGCUGUGGGCAACAUCUUUGAAAACAUAGACCAAGAAUCACUACAGAGGCUCUUCAAAAACUCCGGCGACAAGAAAGCAGAGGAGAGAGCUAAGAUCAUUUUUGCCAUAGAUCAAGAUUUGGAAGAGAAAACGCGAGCCUUGAUGGCCCUGAAGAAGAGGACGAAAGACAAGCUCUUCCAGUUUCUGAAACUGCGGAAAUAUUCUAUCAAAGUUCACUGA